AUGGAUUUGCUGGCCAACAUUCUCACAGUUAUCAUCCUGUCUCAGCUGGUACUGCGCCGUCAAAAGUCAUCCUACAAUUAUCUCCUGGCUCUUGCCUUGGCAGAUAUACUCGUCCUCCUUCUUAUUGUGUUUGUUGACUUUCUAUUGGAAGAUUUCAUCCUUGGAACCCCUUUGCCACCAUCUCUGAAAAAAACAGUGCAGAUACUAGAGUUCUCAUCCAUGCACACCUCCAUUUGGAUUACUGUGCCCUUGACAGUUGACCGCUACAUUGCUGUUUGUCACCCCUUGCGCUACCACACAAUGUCCUACCCAGCCCGUACUCGCAGAGUGAUCGUAGCUGUAUAUACUGGAUGUCUUCUGUCUAGUGUGCCGUUUUAUUGGUGGCCUGAGCUGUGGCAUGGGCUUUCAAGGGGAAGUGGAGAAAGCAGCAACAGUGCAGGACAGCAUGUGCUGGUUUGGGCACACUGUACAACUGUCUACUUGCUUCCCUGCUCAGUUUUCUUCUCACUUAAUGCAUCAAUUGUGCAAAAACUCCGUGGCAGGCGCAGCUGCUUUCGUCUUCGCGGCUUCUCCACUGGAAAGACGACUGCCAUUCUGCUGGCCAUCACGUCUGUGUUUGCUGUUCUGUGGGCACCACGUACCAUCAUGGUCCUAUAUCACCUGUAUAGUGCACAGCCAGCCCGGCCCAGCUCAGCCCGUCUGCUCCACUUGAUCACUGAUUUGUCCAACAUGCUGGCACUUCUUAACACUGGAGUAAACUUCUUCCUGUACUGCUUUAUCAGUAAGCGCUUCAGAGCCAUGGCUACCACAGUCCUAAAGUCAUUUUUCUGCUGCAAAAAACAGUCACCUGUCUUCUAUGCUACCCACAAUUUUUCCAUCACCAGUAGCCCCUGGAUCUCACCAGCCAAUUCCCACUGCAUUAAAAUGCUUGUUUACCAGUAUGAUAAGAAUGGCAAACCAGUUUGCAUGUCAUCUUGAGCAUAGACAUUAGUUACUGAGCAAGCCAA
This is a messenger RNA of Astyanax mexicanus (Mexican tetra), 1007 nucleotides long. RefSeq names its product G protein-coupled receptor 139 (gene gpr139). Gene Ontology annotation, biological process: G protein-coupled receptor signaling pathway. Lineage: Eukaryota; Metazoa; Chordata; Actinopteri; Characiformes; Acestrorhamphidae. The record is from RefSeq and is a predicted model, not a curated record. Bases 1 to 978 code for a protein of 325 amino acids. Gene Ontology annotation, molecular function: G protein-coupled receptor activity. Gene Ontology annotation, cellular component: membrane. The transcript has 2 exons.